This is a messenger RNA of Debaryomyces fabryi, 5649 nucleotides long. It is a transcript of the gene MYO1, whose product is annotated as myosin 1. Gene Ontology annotation, biological process: vesicle transport along actin filament; actin filament organization. NCBI's taxonomy places the organism in Eukaryota, Fungi, Ascomycota, Pichiomycetes, Serinales, Debaryomycetaceae. The transcript has a single exon. Gene Ontology annotation, cellular component: actin cytoskeleton; cytoplasm; myosin complex. The record is from RefSeq and is a predicted model, not a curated record. Bases 1 to 5649 code for a protein of 1882 amino acids. Gene Ontology annotation, molecular function: ATP binding; actin filament binding; microfilament motor activity.
AUGUCUACAGAGGACGAUGGGUUCAACUCGAAAAACUGGGUCUGGGUUCCAGAUGACAAUAAUUUUUUCUCUAAGGGAUAUAUAACCGACUACUUACAAGACGGUAAUUGUAAAGUGACGAUAAUCGAUGGAAACCAUGAAACGAACAAAAUAGUGGAAAGCGAUAAGCUAGAAAAUUGCAAUCCUACGAAGUUUAAUAAAUGCGAUGAUAUGGCUGAGUUGACACAUUUGAACGAGCCAUCUGUUGUUUAUAAUUUAUAUUUGAGAUACAAUGAUGAUUUGAUCUACACGUACUCGGGUUUAUUCUUAGUUGCGAUAAAUCCAUACAAAUCUUUGCCUAUUUAUGAGAAGAAGGUUUUAAAAAAGUUUCAUAAUCAUGAAUAUGAAAGGCCUCCUCCUCAUAUCUUUGCAACUGCUGAAGGUACUUACAGGAAUCUUUUGAGUAACCAUAAAGAUCAGUCGAUUCUAGUUACUGGAGAAAGUGGUGCAGGUAAAACCGAAAAUACAAAAAAGAUUAUCCAGUAUUUGUCUUCAAUCACAAGUAUUGACAAUACUAUGAAGAAUAAUAACCAUACGAUUGAUAUAAAAAUACUUCAAGCCAAUCCAAUCUUAGAGAGUUUCGGUAAUGCAAAGACGAUCAAAAAUAACAACUCAUCGAGAUUUGGAAAAUUUAUCAAAAUCUACUUUUCUUCCGAAGGGAUAAUAAAUGGUGCAAAUAUUGAUUACUAUUUGUUAGAAAAAUCGAGAGUUGUUGGCCAAUCUGAAGAAGAAAGAAAUUACCAUAUCUUUUACCAAUUUAUUAAAGGACUUGAUAAAUCGAAACUAAAGGGUUUUGGAUUAAGUGAUGAUGUAAAAAAUUAUAACUACUUAAGUGGCUCCAAAACUAAUAUACCAAACACAGAUGAUGCUAAAGAUUUUAAUUUUUUAGUGGAUGCAUUUAAUACCAUGGGCUUCACUGAUAAAGAAGUAACAAAUAUAUUAUCUAUACUUGCCAUUAUAUUGCAUCUUGGUAAUUUAGAAUUCAAUUCCUGGAAAGCAGAACAGGCUAGCUUUAAGGCUGAUGCACCAAUCGAUAUUAUUAUAGAUCUUUUAGGCAUAUCAAGGCAAGAUUUUUUGGAUAAUAUUUUAAGACCCAAGGUUAAAGCAGGUAGAGAGUUUGUUCAGAAAUCCAAGAAAGCUCCUGAAGUUAAAUAUGCUGUUGAUGCAUUAGCGAAACACUUGUAUGAGCGAGUUUUCCAAUAUAUUAUUGAAAGGAUUAACGAUAAUUUGAAAAACGAAACACAUCAAGGAACCUUGAACUUUAUUGGAGUAUUAGACAUUGCAGGAUUUGAAAUUUUCAAACAAAAUUCAUUCGAGCAAUUAUGCAUCAAUUAUACUAAUGAAAAAUUACAACAAUAUUUUAAUCACCAUUCCUUUAUUUUAGAACAGAGUGAGUAUUUAAGGGAAGAUAUACAAUGGGAAUUUAUUGAUUUUGGUCAAGACUUACAACCAACAAUUGACCUAAUUGAAACUAGAAAUCCUAUGGGUGUUCUUGAAAUUUUAAAUGAGGAAUGUAUGGUCCCGAAAGCAAGUGAUAAAACAUUUAUUGAAAAACUUGCUGCAAAUUGGGGCAAAGGUCAAAGCAGCAAAUUUCAACAAAACAAGCUCAAGAAUGGUUUUAUUAUUCAUCAUUAUGCUGGUAAGGUUGAGUAUAAUGUUGAUAAUUGGUUACAGAAGAAUAACGAUCCUGUUAAUGAAAAUGUUUUAAAGCUAUUACCUUUUUCGGAAAAUCAAUUUGUGAAAGAUUUGUUUAUAAAUGACGAGCACUUAGUACAGAACAAUAGUAAUAAGAGGAGGUUAAAGACUACUUCGCAAAAGCAUAAAGAACAAUUGUCCAGUUUGAUGGAUCAAUUAAGUCGUACAGAACCUCAUUUCGUAAGGUGUAUUUUACCGAAUCUCGAGAAAAAGCCGAACAAAUUGGACAAGAAUUUAAUUUUGCAUCAAUUGCGAUGUAAUGGUGUACUAGAAGGAAUUCGAAUUACUAGAGCUGGUUAUCCUAAUAGAAUGACUUUCGAUGAUUUUUGCUCAAGAUACUCAAUUCUUAAUAAGAAAGAAGUAUUCACCAAAAAUACAAAAACAAAUAGUGAAUUGAUCUUAAAACAUGUUCAUUUAGAUGUUGAUAGCUAUAAAGUGGGUAUUACAAAAAUUUUCUUCAAAAAUGGUAUAUUAGGCAAACUUGAAGAAUUGAGAGAUUUAAGUUUAAAAAGUACCUUUACAGAUUUGCAAAGCUUAAUCAGAGGUAAUUCAACAAGAGCUAGUAUGAAAUCCAAAAUUUCGGAGAUCCAAUCCUCUCAGCUUUUAGCCAGAACAUUCAAAACUAUGGAUGAAUCUUUGAAUUUAAGUCCAUGGAUGGAUUUAUUUAUCCACAUUAAACCGCUCUUGGAAGAUUCUGUGAAGGUUCUUGAUACGAAAGAAAUGAACGAAAAUUUGAAAAGGGCCAAUGAUAAAUUGGAGGAUACUCUAAAGUCCAAAGAGAAACUUGAGAGUGAGAAUGAAAGGCUUCGAAAUCAGAUGAAUAAACUAGAAAAUGAAAUUAUCGCGACGACUAGCAUGGUGAAAGAGAGAGAUUCUUUAGUAGAAAAACUCAAAAAGCUUGAACAGGAGGGCAUUAAGAACAUAUCUGAGUUGAAAAACAAAAUUGAAAGCACCAAGCAAGAAUCUUCAAAGUUAUCUAAUGAUAAUUCAGCUAUAGAAAAGAAACUUGAAGAAUCAUAUAAGAAAAUCAAGCAAAAUGAAUCUCAAAUUAAUGAAUUAAAUGAUAAGCAUUCAGCUUCUUCUUCCAGAAUUGCUGAAUUGGAAUCUUCAAUUAGAUUGCAUGAAGAAGAAAAACUGAAACAUAAAAGCUUAAUCGCCAAUCUUGAAAAAGAGCACUCUACUUCUAGAGAAUUGGUUGAUUUAGAGGCAAACAAGUUACGUGAUUUGAAUCAGCAAUUGAAAUCUCAAUUACAAAGUAUUGAGACUAAGCAUAGUGAGCUUGUCCCGGAACAUGAAAGUCUUACUAAGAAACUCACAUCAUUAAAGGAAUCUAUAGCUAUUGAUAAAAACUCGGGUACAGAAAAAGAAAAAGAAAUCAAAUCAUUGAGGUCUAAUGCUGAGGCUAGUGAAAAACAAAUUAAUGAAUUACAGAGUCAGUUAACAGAAAUGAAAGCAUAUUCGGAUAAAAUUAAAAGUGAAUUAGCGCAGGUCACUAGAGACUUGAAACUAAAGGAAGAUACGUAUAAAAAAUUGGAGAAUGAAUCGAGCCAAUUAAAGAAAGAAGUAAAGAGCUUGAGAGAUACCGAAAACAGCCUCAAACAAAAGCAUGCAAAGGAACGCAUUGAUCUACAAGAUAUAUCAUUGCUUAGGGAAAAGUUGGCAACAGCCGUAAAUGAAAAUACUACGAUUACUAAAUCUCUAGAAUCUUUGAAAACAGAAUACGAAUCAUCCAAAAAAGCAAAUGCUGAAUAUACGAACCAAAUCGUUACAUUAAACCAUAAGCUUAAAGAAUUGGAAAUUUUUGCUAAAGAAAAUGAGAAAGAAAAAGAAAACCUCCCGCCUGAACCUUCAUUUAAAGGCGAAUAUGCUAACAUGAAGCUUAAGUUGAAUGAACACAGUGCAAUGUUACGGAAAGAAAAAUUCGAAAACAAAAAAUUAAGCGAAGAGUUGAAUAUGUUAAAGGCUAGAAAAUCUUUUGAAGAAUCGAAAAAUGAAGCAAGUCUCAAUAGAAGAUCCUUGGCUAUAGGUGAAGGAAUUUCUUUGAGGUCUGGAGUGGAUACUCUAAAUGAGGAGAUUGAAAGCUUGAAAUUGAAACUAGAACAGGAGGAAGCAAAUUCACAACGGGCGGAAAAUUAUGCCAUUGAGCUUCAAAAGAAGUUGAAUAAGUUACAAUCCACUAGAGGAAUAAAUAGCUGGACUGAUUAUGAAAAGAAAUAUAGAGAUUCUCAAGUCAGAGUCACCGAACUUGAAAAGAAAUUUCAAGACAUUUUAACUACGGAUGAAUCUGUAUCUAUUCCAUCACCACUUUCGAAAAGUGAAAAUCUCAGCAGAAGUAGCAUGUCCUUAUCCAGUUCAAAUCAAGAUUUCGUCAAGAUAUACCAAGACAUCACUAAAACUUUAAAAUCUACGAGAGAAGAAUUAACCGUCGCUAAAAGUGAAAUAUUGAGGUUAAAAUCAUUAUUGAGAGAAUCUGAAGAUGAAUUGUAUGAUGCUAAACGUCUGUCAUUUAGAUCUUCAGUUUCAAAUUAUGAAGAAGAACUUGCACAAUUAAAAGUGAGAAAUGAUAGUUUAUUUUCUCAAAAUUCCGAUAUUAAUCGAAGUCUCGAAUUGUAUAAGAAGAGAUCUGAUGAGUAUUACAGAAAACUUGAACUUGCUGAAUCUGCUGUUCAAAUUUCUAAGAGGCAUGAGCAGGCUGCAAUUCGUGAAUUGACAGAAAUAAAAAAUCAAUUAAAAUUAGCAAGAGAAGAAUCCAGAGCUAGUCAAAUUAUGAUCAAAGAAAUCAGAAAUGAAAAUUCCGUACUCGAAGAAAAGAUUAAUGAUAAGAACUUUGAAUUGCAAAAAGUAAAAAGUCGAAUGAGUGUAGUAAAUGACAAACUAGACUAUCAUACCAAAAAUUAUGGAAACAAGGAAUUGAAUGAAAAAUACAAGGAAGAGAUUAGAAACCUUCACAAGGACUUAAAUUUUAAGAUGGAGACUGAAACAAAUUUAGUGAAAGAAAACAAACGACUUCAACUUGAUUAUGAAGAUUUGGUUGCGGAAAAGGAUUCUCUUGAUAAAGAAUUAAGUUUAAAAUUAGCGAAAUUAAGUGAGCUUGAAUACUUAUCCUCCGACCUUGCAAAGAAAUUGAGAGUUUUAGACAAUGAAAAAGUUAUACAUGAAAGAAAAAUCAAUAACCUAUCCAAACAAAUCACUUCUUUAAAAGAACUUGUUACGGAAACUACUAGUCAAAGAGAUGAAUUACUUGAAACAAAAGAAACACUCGAAGAACAAAUUAUCCAGUUAAAUCAAAAAUUAGAUGAUAAUGCGACCCAAAUACAUCAAUACGAAUCGGAUAUGAGUAUUCUUCGAGACCACUUGGAAAAUCAAAGAGAAGCAUCCACCACAAUGAGGUCCGAACUAAACCAAUCUAAAAUUCUUAGUAGAGGUGAUAUCCAGGAUUAUCAGAAAGUUAAAAGGGAGGUUUUGAUUACAAGUGAAGAAAAUGAUUCCUUGAAGAGAGUUAAUAAAGAGCUCAGUAGCAAAGUUCAAAUUCUUGAGGAAAAAUUGUACGGUAAUGAACAGUUGAAAUACUGGGAAACAAAGGUUAAUGAUUUGACGAGAGAUUUGGAUAUAUCCCAUAAUGAGAAUUAUAAUACUUCCAAGACUAUCAAGAAUUUGGAAAGAGAAAUCAAAAAGCUUGAAAUUAGAGUUGAAAAUGAAUCUCAAUUGACCAAGAAAUAUAAUGAUGAAAAUUUUGAUUACCAAAACAAAGUGAGCCAUUACAAAAGUACGAUCGAUAUAUUGCACAAUGAAAGUAUGGAAAAAGAUUUAUUACUUAAAGCUAGUGAAAGGGAAAACUUGGAAAUGAAGGAAAACAUGUUAAUGCUUGAGAGAGAAGUUCUUAGCCUAAAGGAAAGGGUUGAAAUCAACACUUAA